Balaenoptera acutorostrata (minke whale) is the source of this 1599-nucleotide messenger RNA. RefSeq names its product doublecortin domain containing 2C (gene DCDC2C). Gene Ontology annotation, biological process: intracellular signal transduction. The record is from RefSeq and is a predicted model, not a curated record. Gene Ontology annotation, cellular component: microtubule organizing center; microtubule. NCBI's taxonomy places the organism in Eukaryota, Metazoa, Chordata, Mammalia, Artiodactyla, Balaenopteridae.
AUGGUCAAGACGGUCCUGCUACCCGCCAUCUCGCCACGUCUUGCGCCUCUGCCGUCCUCACCUGCCCGGGCUCUGAUGCGCGUCACCCGGCCCGGUUCUGCUUCCCCCUCACGUGUCCCCUCCCGGGCGGCGGCGCGCUGCGGUCACAGUCGCCGGCGGCGUCAGCGCGGGCGGUGGCGGCGGGGCCCCGGCGGCCCGGCUGUCCGGCGGCGGAGCGCACGGGCGGCGCCGGGCCGCGGGCUCGCGCGCGCCGCACGUGCUGGUGGAGCCCGCGCCGCCAGGACCGUCGUGGUGUGCCGCAGCGGGGACCCGUUCUACGUGGGCCGCAAGUUCGUGCCGUCGCGGCGCCGCGUGGCCGCCUUCGAGGCGCUGCUGGAGCGGCUGACGGAGCGGGAGGUGCCCUUCGCUGCGCGGCGCCUCUUCACGCCGACGCGCGGGCGCCCGGUGAGCGAGCUGGACGCGCUGCAGGCCGCCGGCAAGUACGUGGCGGCCGGGCGCGAGCGCUUCCGGAAGCUGGAUUAUUUUAAUAUAGGUCCCAGCAAACCUGCAAUGAUGAGAAAGUUGAAGGAAAUCAAGCCGGUGGUACCUUGUGACAUACGCGUGCCUUCCAGGGGGCGAGCGUUCCAUCGUUUAUCCCGACAAAUCACUGUUUUCACAAAUGGAAGAUUAUUUAUUCCACCUGUAAAGAUUGUGAUACCCAAAUUCAGCCUGACGGGGUGGAACUGAGUGCUGGCCACGAUCGGAGAGAAGGUCUUUCCUCUGGGAGGCGUUCGAAAAUUAUUUACAAAGAACGGGCAUCUUCUGGACAACUCAGAGGAUUCGCAAGACAACCAUUUUUACGUUGCGGCAGGUCUGGAGGCCUUCAAGUAUUUCCCUUAUUGGAAGUCCCCAAAGGUCCCCAGCGAAGUCCAACAAAAGCCUGCGUGCAACAAUGAAGACCCAACGCAGCCAAAAAAAAAAAAAGAUCCCAAGGUGAAAGAAAAUCAUAAAUAUGACAACAUUCCACCCAAAGCACUGGAAUCUAUUUUUUACGCCAAAGAAGGAAGGAAGAAACCAAAGGCAGAACCUUUAAUCCAGAGUGGGGCAGAUGGUGACGUGUAUAAAACCCAGACUCCUAACGAGGAAACCCAAGGAGCACCAGAAGUUAAGGAGGCCCCGGACGUGCAUGUGGAGGUGCCUGUGGACCAGAAACCAGCCGAGAUCGUGAAAGAAGAGACACAUGGUCACAUGCCUAAUUUUGAAAGCAACAAGCAUCUCUCAAGAACCUCAGCAAGAGUAAGAAAGUGGUUCCGUUUCCUGGUGCACGGCAUGCACCUUCGUGGCACUCAGGUGUGCCUCUCUGAGGAGUUUGAGGACACAGGGCAGAAUGUGAGGCGGGCUUCCCUGGUGGAAAGGGUGUCGGGCAGGAGAGCGGCCGCGGGGCUGUGCCGGACCCUGCAGGACUGGACCUCCAUGUGGUCUGAUCUGCUGAUUUUCCGUGGGUUUGUUCUCGGCCAGGGCCCCAGGGCUGGGGACCGCGGCCAGCACGCGCGAGCCCUCCAGACGUACUUGUUGAACCAGCCCCUCCCGGCAACAUCCCAGUUCCGUGACAAGACCUAG